ACACUACUAUGAUUACUAAACAGAAACCCCCACUCCCCCCAAACAGGAAAAAAAAAAAGGAAACUUGUAAAUUUGAUCUAUACUUGUAGAUAUUUUUGAAUAUUCAAAAUCAGGGGAAAUUUUUGCAGUGGCUCUGCUAAAUUUUCUCGGCUAAUUUGUAAAGCUUUAAGGGUGGCACCAUAAUUGAGUUGUAGACGGAAAAGCAGAGUUGGAAGGUCAUUAAGGAAGUGUGAAAAAAAAAUUCAUGACAUUGGACAACAAUGGCAAAUAAAAGUUCAGGGGACAAUAGGACUAGGACUUCUGUGUCGAUCUUUAUAGUAACUGGUUUAUGUUGCUUCUUCUAUUUGCUUGGAGCAUGGCAAAGAAGUGGCUUUGGGAAGGGAGAUAGUAUAGCUCUGGCGGUCACCAAGACUGCUGGUGAGAACUGCAAUAUCCUACCGAAUCUCAAUUUUGAGACUCGUCAUGGUGGCCAAGCGGGUAGCAUUGAUGAUUCGGGAACAGAAGUCAAAAAAUUUAAGCCAUGUCAUCCUCGUUACACCGAUUAUACACCGUGUCAAGAUCAAAAGCGUGCUAUGCACUUCCCAAGGGAAAAUAUGAUCUAUCGGGAAAGGCAUUGUCCACCUCAAGAAAAGAAGUUGCAUUGCCUCAUUCCAGCACCUAAGGGGUAUGUUACCCCAUUUCCGUGGCCAAAAAGUCGGGAUUAUGUUCCAUAUGCCAAUGCUCCAUAUAAGAGCUUGACCGUUGAGAAGGCCAUUCAAAAUUGGGUUCAGUAUGAAGGUAAUGUGUUUAGAUUUCCUGGAGGAGGGACACAGUUUCCUCAAGGAGCAGAUAAGUAUAUUGAUCAGCUUGCUUCAGUAAUCCCGAUUCAAAAUGGAACUGUUCGGACUGCUCUGGACACUGGUUGUGGGGUUGCAAGUUGGGGUGCUUAUCUUUGGAAAAGGAAUGUCAUAGCAAUGUCAUUUGCCCCCAGAGACUCACAUGAAGCUCAGGUUCAGUUCGCUCUUGAAAGGGGUGUGCCCGCUGUUAUUGGCGUACUAGGAACAGUCAAAAUGCCAUAUCCAUCUAAGGCGUUUGAUAUGGCUCAUUGUUCUCGUUGUCUAAUCCCAUGGGGAGCUGCUGAUGGAAUCCUCAUGAUGGAAGUUGAUAGAGUUCUUAGACCUGGCGGUUAUUGGGUGCUUUCCGGUCCUCCUAUCAAUUGGAAGACUAAUUACAAGGCCUGGCAACGACCCAAGGAGGAACUUCAGGAAGAACAAAGGAAGAUUGAAGAUAUUGCUAAACGUCUUUGCUGGGAGAAGAAAUCUGAGAAGGGAGAGACUGCAAUUUGGCAGAAAAGGAUGGAUGCUGACUCAUGCCGUUCAGAACAAGAAGAUUCUGCAGCUACAUUUUGUAAAUCUGCAGAUCCAGAUGAUGUCUGGUACAAGAAAAUGGAAGGAUGCAUAACACCAAGCAAAGUUAAUGGUGAUGGCGAGGGUCUAAAGCCAUUUCCUGAGAGACUUUUUGCUGUUCCCCCAAGAAUUGCCAAUGGACUAGUUUCUGGAGUUUCCGUUGAGGCAUAUCUGGAAGACAACAAGAAAUGGAAGAAGCAUGUAAGUGCUUAUACAAAAAUUAACAAACUCAUUGAUACAGGAAGGUACCGUAAUAUCAUGGAUAUGAAUGCUGGACUUGGAGGUUUUGCUGCAGCUCUUCAUUCUCCCAAAAUGUGGGUGAUGAAUGUUAUGCCGACAAUAGCCGAGAAAAAUACCUUGGGAGUUAUAUAUGAACGAGGGCUUAUCGGAAUUUAUCAUGACUGGUGUGAAGCAUUCUCUACGUAUCCAAGGACUUACGAUCUCAUUCAUGCUCAUGGUCUUUUCAGUUUAUACAAGGAUAAGUGCGACUUUGAAGACAUUCUCUUAGAGAUGGACCGUAUUUUGCGGCCAGAAGGCGCUGUUAUUAUGAGGGACGAUGUAGACGUGCUAAUUAAGGUGAAGAAGAUAAUAGGAGGUAUGAGAUGGGACUUUAAAUUGAUGGAUCAUGAAGACGCCCCCCUUGUUCCCGAGAAAAUACUUGUAGCAGUCAAAAAAUAUUGGACCGUUGGUGAUAAUAAUACCACAUUCACACGAUAAGAUGCUCGCGAAGAUGGUGGUCUGAUCAAUGUAUUUGCAAUGGAUUCCGAGAAACAUAAAGUUCAGUUAUCAAUGGUAUUUGGUGGCUAAGGAAUUUUUGGUCGAGGAGGUACUCUCCUUAAUGUAUGUGUUUAACUUUCUAUUGAUGGAUUCAUAAAUAUGAACACACUUGCAUUCAUUUAUUCUCACUAGUUGAUGAGUCCUGAAUCUUCUGAUGUAUUCUUAGGAGCAUUUUCUUCCUUCAAAAACAGAUGUUGUAAUGUGUUCAAUACAUUUUUGUAUGAGAUAUGUUGAUAUUAAUCUGCUUUACUUCAUUGGAACAAAA
This is a messenger RNA of Nicotiana tabacum (common tobacco), 2427 nucleotides long. Its product is annotated as putative methyltransferase PMT2. The record is from RefSeq and is a predicted model, not a curated record. Gene Ontology annotation, molecular function: methyltransferase activity. Gene Ontology annotation, cellular component: trans-Golgi network; endosome; cytoplasm. NCBI's taxonomy places the organism in Eukaryota, Viridiplantae, Streptophyta, Magnoliopsida, Solanales, Solanaceae.